AUGGCCGCCCGUCGGAGCCAGAGGCGGAGGGGGCGCCGGGGGGAGCCGGGCACCGCCCUGCUGGCCCCGCUGGUGCUGAGCCUGGGCCUGGCGCUGGCCUGCCUUGGCCUCCUGCUGGUCGUGGUCAGCCUGGGGAGCUGGGCAACGCUGUCUGCCCAGGAGCCUUCUCAGGAGGAGCUGACAGCAGAGGACCACCAGGAGCCCGCUGAACUGAAUCCCCAGACAGAGGGAAGCCAGGAUGUGGUGCCUUUCUUGGAACGACUAGUCCGGCAUCGAAGAAGCGCUCCUAAAGGCCGGAAACCGCGGGUUCGCAAAGCUAUUGCUGCACAUUAUGAAGUUCAUCCACGGCCAGGACAGGAUGGAGCGCAGGCAGGUGUCGAUGGGACCGUGAGUGGCUGGGAAGAGGCCAAAAUCAACAGCUCCAGCCCUCUGCGCUACGACCGCCAGAUCGGGGAAUUUACAGUCACCAAGGCUGGGCUCUACUACCUAUACUGCCAGGUGCACUUCGAUGAGGGGAAGGCUGUCUAUCUGAAGCUGGACUUGCUGGUGAAUGACGCGCUGGCCUUGCGCUGCCUGGAGGAGUUCUCAGCCACGGCAGCAAGCUCCCCGGGACCCCAGCUUCGGCUGUGCCAGGUGUCUGGGCUGCUGGCCCUACAGUCCGGGUCUUCCCUUCGGAUCCGUACUCUGCCCUGGGCUCAUCUUAAGGCUGCCCCCUUCCUCACCUACUUUGGACUCUUUCAAGUUCACUGAGGGCUCCUGCUCUCCAAGACUCCCUGUACCCACACAGCUCCCGGAGCACUGCGACCCCUGACCCUGAGCUCCAGUCCUGUCCUCUCCUCCAAAGGCAGCCGGGGCUUGUUCACGUGUUUUCCAUCCCACCGAAACAUUCCUGUUCUUCCUUAACACCCCAUCCCACCCCAGCUGUCCACCUCCCUAGCUCCCAAAGCCCCACUUGUCCCUGAUCGCCCCUGGCCCCGGCCCCCCAGGACACUGUGUUUACUGACUGUGCAUCAGGCACUGAGAUGGGCUGGACCUGGCAGCAGGAAGCAAAGAGCCUGGGACUGGGCCAGAAGUUCCCAAAUGUGAGGGCUAAGAGCCUUAGACAAGCCCCUCCCUGGAUCCCUGUGGAUUUUGAAAAGAUACUAUUUUUAUUAUUAUUGUGACAAAAUGUUAAAUGGAUAUUAAAGAGAAUAAAUCAUGA
Molecule: messenger RNA, 1201 nt
Organism: Peromyscus maniculatus bairdii (prairie deer mouse)
Lineage: Eukaryota; Metazoa; Chordata; Mammalia; Rodentia; Cricetidae
Gene: Tnfsf12
Product: TNF superfamily member 12
Biological process (GO): immune response; extrinsic apoptotic signaling pathway
Cellular component (GO): membrane
Molecular function (GO): receptor ligand activity; tumor necrosis factor receptor binding
Source: RefSeq, a predicted model, not a curated record